Messenger RNA from Myxozyma melibiosi, 1449 nucleotides. Its product is annotated as kinase-like domain-containing protein. NCBI's taxonomy places the organism in Eukaryota, Fungi, Ascomycota, Lipomycetes, Lipomycetales, Lipomycetaceae. Gene Ontology annotation, molecular function: protein serine/threonine kinase activity; ATP binding. The record is from RefSeq and is a predicted model, not a curated record. Gene Ontology annotation, biological process: protein phosphorylation; regulation of mitotic cell cycle. The transcript is spliced from 7 exons. Bases 250 to 1449 code for a protein of 399 amino acids. Gene Ontology annotation, cellular component: nucleus.
AGAAACAAGAAACAAGAAACAAGAACAGAAACAACGAAGAAGUCGGGCGUCGGACCCUCAGACCGAGUUCGAGCUCUUCUUCUGACUCGGCUCGUAUUCGUGUUCUCGGACGACGGCGUUGGGUAAGGGCCCGUGUUCGUAUUCCUAUAAACAUCAUACAUUAUAAAAUCAUUAUAAACAAUAGAAUCAUAUAUUCUCUUAUUGUUUAGUUACUGUAAAGUAAUAGCGACUGCGAGGGUGGAGGCAGCGAUGCCCGCUGAUAUGCUCACGAUCUCGAAGCAGCCGAUCGACAAGGCUGAUUACAAGGGAUUUCUAGGAUCGUGUACAUCAAUCAAAAACUUCCAGAAACUGAACCAACUCGGCGAAGGAACUUACGGCGUCGUCCAUCGCGCAGUAGACCGCCGAACAAAGUCGAUAGUCGCGCUCAAAGCAGUCCGCAUCUUCGCCGACGGCAAGCGCGACGGCAUACCCAACACCGCGCUCCGGGAGAUCUCGCUGCUAAAGUCGCUGCGGCAUCAGAAUAUCAUCGGCGUGCUCGAUGUCGCGGUCGCGGAUAGGCAGUUGGAUGAGAUUUAUAUGGUGAUGGAGUUUGCUCAGCAUGAUCUUGCGGAUUUGAUUGACUACUCGGGAGCAAAGUUCACCGUCAGCGAAGUCAAAUGCAUAAUGAAGCAAUUACUGGAAGGACUCGAAUACAUCCACUCCCAAGAUAUAAUCCACCGCGACAUUAAAAUGUCAAAUCUCCUCCUAACCUCCUCCGGGAUCUUGAAAAUCGCUAACACGCCCAGCCGACUUUGGCCUCGCCCGCUCCUUCAUCGACCGCCCACUCACCCCCGCCGUCGUCACAAUCUGGUACCGCUCCCCGAACUCCUCUUCGGCGCAAAAUCAUACACCUCCGCCGUCGACCUCUGGUCCGCCGGCUGCAUAAUGGGCGAACUGAUCCUCCGCGCGCCCCUCCUCCCCGGCUCGACCGAGCGCGAACAAGUCGACAAGAUAAUCGCCCUACUCGGCCCGCCCAACGACCGCAUCUGGCCUGGUUUCCGCGCACUCCCUCUCGCGCGCAUGUUCAGACUCACGAGCUUACGACCGAACUCGCUCAACAGCGCGCUCAAGGGCCAAUCUUCCGCCACGAUCGACUUUGUCAACGAGCUUUUGGUGUACGACCCCGAGAAACGCAUCACCGCCCGCGAAGCGCUCGAGCAUGAGUAUUUCCGCGAACGCCCGCUCGCGCUCGAUCCGGGGCUUUUACCUACAUUCCCGCCUACCAAGCAGGUCUCGGACAAGAUCAAGAGCGCAGAGGAUCGUGCGUUGCUUGAGCGCGAGUCGUCUGCGGCGGCGGAUGAGGUCGUGAUCAAGCAGACGCAGGGGAUAAGCCGGGGAUCGUACGGUUUCGAAUUUGACGAGGAGGAUUUAUCUACUGAGAGUCGCCAGCAUAAGCGAGCUAGACGGUGA